Molecule: messenger RNA, 1640 nt
Organism: Candidula unifasciata
Lineage: Eukaryota; Metazoa; Mollusca; Gastropoda; Stylommatophora; Geomitridae
Source: the annotation of a GenBank genome assembly
GACCCACAGGCAUCUUUUUGAAAUGCCUGAUACCAGUCAGCCUGCUGCCAAUUUUGGGACACAUCAUUUUUCACAUCACCCUGGUAGCCAUAGCAAAUGACAAGGAGCCUUAUGGCAGCAUGUUCACUAAUUGCUCAAGUACAGAGAAACUGGUGCGCCAGAUUGGUUAUCAAAGACUGGACAGCGCUGAUGUUUUGCACAUCAUUCGACUAGUAGUGCCAGAUGCCAUCGUAUUCAUCAUUUCUGUCGUCACUCUGGUGCUGGCAGUGAAACUGUCCAAUCGCCAGGCAGAGAUUGGCACCAGUUUAUCAGAGACGCCACUACUGGGAGGAGUCAAAAAGAAACCUGGCCAUCAGUUUCUGAAAUUGCUGUCAGAAUGUCUACAGAAUGUCAUUCUUUUGGCAGCUGGAGUCAUUGUUCCAUCAGUUCUGGGAGGGGUCUAUUUCAUUGUCUUCUUGAUUGUGCUGACCAUGUGGGGAUGCUACAAAUCCACCGGACAUCAGUUUGGAUAUGUCCGGAUACUGCUGCUCAUCUACACAGGUUCCCACAUUCUGCUGCUCCAUCUAUACCAGUUCCAGUUCUUCCAGGAUGUGCUGAAACCAUCUGAUCUCAUUGCUAGGAUUGUUGGUCUCACUGGCAUAGUCAAGACAGAUUGUGGAGCUGUGGACAGGAUUAUUUUCUACCCGGGAGUCAGGUGGUCAGUGUUUGUGAACCCAGGUAUUCUGCUCAUUCUCUACUGGUUUUUUGCACUGAACACACUGUUAUGGAGACGUAAGAUGGAGAGUCUCCAAGAGCCUGCCAAGAAGCCAUUGAAGAGGCGUUCAGAAUCAGGAGAACGGCAGGUAUUUCGUCAAACCAGUCAAAAUGAGUUGCACUGGAAAAAUGACAAACAUCACUUUGAUGAUGAGACGGGGAGUAUGGUAUUUUCGGGAUCCUUUAUGGGAGAUGAUGAACCUGGCGAAGAUGAGAGGCUUGUGGAGAAUGAGGAGCCACCUGGUGGACACUAUGGGGGUGUUAAUGAAUCUGCUGUGUCUGUUGGAUCUGAAGUUGAAGUAACUGGAGAGCCGAGUCAACAGGAACCUGUGACUGGGGAUAGCUUUGCAUCUUUAAAGAGAAGGCCAUGGAUGUCCGUACUGUUCCUGAUAAUGAGGCAGAGCUAUGUGCUGUCAUUGAUAGCCAUGAUGGCUUGGAGCAUUACUUACCACUCGUGGCUGACUUUCACAUUCCUCCUGGCUGCCUGUAUUUUAUGGAUGCUGCCUAAUUCACGACAAUGGUGCCUGCGAACAUCCCCAGUUAUUCUCAUUUAUGCAGAACUUCUUUUGCUGGGCCAGUACAUUUUUGGCAUGAAUCUGGACAGCGAGCUUCCAAAGAUGGCGGGCAACUAUAAACUGGAUGAGAUAGGUCUGAAAAGGUUUACGGAUCCGUGCCUGAACUUGGCCCUACAGGCAUUCUUCACCCUGUUCAUUGUUCUGACGAUGCGUCAGUAUCUUGGAGAACGCAGUAUUUCUGCUUCCGGUACAACAGACAUUAAGAUGCAAACUCGGGCAAGAAAGAUAUCAUUCCUGGACAGACUGCUUCCAAUGGAUAUGCAGCACCAAAGCUAUGACAGCAAGACCAUGCUCUUCCUAGGUAUGAAGUAG